UAACGCGUCAAUUUGGCGCGAGUAAGGUUGUGUGAGAGGUAGUGGUUUAGAUGUUAUAAAAAGCCCGCGAAGUGCGUACACAUUUUCCGAAAUAUUUAUUUUCAAUCCGUGCGUUUUUAUUUUUAUUUUUUAACUGAUUAUGGUAUAAAAAUAUCUUAAAUAGUAAUUAAAUAGUCAAGUGUUGUGAGAUAAUUUUUUUUCAUUCUAUCAGGAUCUUCUCGAAAAAUAUAGAUGAUGGAAAGAUAAGACGUGGCGUGACGUCAUGCAAUCAUGGCAGUCCGAAGAAGAAUAAAAGCAGAAGAAGACAGCAGAUGGAAGUCGAAAUUACUCUUUGCGGCUAUCACGCUUGUCAAUGCUCAUGCCCAAGAUAUAUCGGCGUGCUGCGAUAAAGCCGUGGGGACAUGUCGGAGCGUUUGCGAGAAGAUGUCUCUCGUGGAGAUAGCGUCGGAUUCUGCAAUGCGGGAAGAGAGAAUACAAAACAUUUAUAAGUUUUGUACGCCUCCGCACUUGAUAGAGUUUUGGGCGUGCAUGAAUCAGACAAUUCAAGAAGUGGUAUCAGGAUCAAGUUGGUGGGGGCGGGCGUGCUGCACAUUAGGACACUCGCCACGCUGUCGACACGCGUGCGCAACUGCGGCCGAUGCGACGGCUUUGACGGAACCUUGUCGUCGCUCCGACGAAAUCGCUUUCUUCGACUGCGUGCAACGGCAACAGGAAGCGCAGUGGUGUUGUUCGCAAACCCAGUCAUUAAGUUGUCACGAAGCCUGUCAACGUGCAGUAUGGCGAGUCGGUCAAACACGAGCCGACAGUGGUGCCAGGGAGAGGGCGAUAGAAAUGUGUGAGCAGUCGCCUCCUCUACUCCACUGUAUGAAGGAACUUACAGGCUCCACUGUGCAUACUGAUACUUCUAAGUAUUUGCCUUGUUGCCACGAAUCCCCCAGUCAAGAAUGUAGGAGCACCUGCGAAUUAGUGCUCCGUAGAACAGGAGAAUCUCAAGAGAUAGCGGAGGCUCUAUCGCAGGAGUGUGGGGCGCCCGCCAUACACGACGGCAUGUGGCAAUGCUUCCUUAGAAAGGACGCGCCGCCUGAAACCAAAGAUGUUAUUCCUCAUGAUCUCGCUAAGCUUCAUUGCUGUCAAAAGGGUGCAACCAUUAAUUGUAGAAGAUUAUGUUUCAAUACGUUCAAUAAUGGCUGGCAGUUAAACUGGCAGAAGUUUUAUACGGAGUGUCUUGGAGAUCCUCAGGAAACGGAAAUGGCAGAAUGUAUAGAAGAAGUGGAAGCACCCUGUUCACUUGGAUGUGGAGGCCUAACAUACUGUAGCCAGUUAAACAACAGACCGACAAGUCUGUUCCGAUCCUGUUCAUCACAAGCAGACCUUGACGCACAUCUGGCUGUUGCAGAACAGAAGGGUAGUGGGCAUGUGACGGUUGCAGGAGUCCAAUUACCAUUGAAAAAUUCUUCUCAAUGUUCUGCCGACGUUUGGAAAAGUGUAGCAUGCGCUUUACAUGUUAAACCUUGUACUGCCAAAGGCCACAGCAGCCUGCUGUGCGCGGAGGACUGCCGGCGGCUGGUGUCGUCGUGCGUGGAGUGGUCGCGCGCGCCGCUGUCGGCCGCGGCGCUGUGCGCGCGCCUGGCGCCGCGGGACCCCGCCGCGCCCUGCGUCUCCCUGCAGGACUAUAUGACGCCCAGCACUGAGCCACCACUAUUGUCCGCGUUAGAACAGGUGACGUCACCAUGCGCCGGUUCGCCGUGCAACUCCACUCAAGUGUGUGUUAUCAACAGGAACUGUCUUCAAGGAGGCGCGUGCUCCAGAUACACUUGCGUCGAUGGCUGUCCGUUAGGUGAUGGAAGUACAUAUGUGGUACCGAUGGGAUCCUGGGUUCGUGUUCCUAUGCCUUGCGCUUCGCAAAAGGUCUGCAUUAAAAUAUGUCGCUGCGGCAAUCGAGUGCUAUCACAAUGUCAGCCAUUACCGAACGUAGCCUUGGAUAAUUGCCGUCUUCAUGACAAAGUUGUCAAACAUGGCGAGAAGUACUAUAUGGAGUGCAACGCGUGCGUGUGCGUGGCGGGCGAACGCGUGUGCGCGCGGCGUGCGUGCGGGCGCGCAGCGCUGCUCACCGGCCUGCCGUGCAACUGCCCGCCGCACCACCUGCCCGCGCACUCGCCCGGCCGCCUCUACCCCAACGCCUGCCUCGCCAAAUGCGCGGGCGCGACUGACGCCGAGAUCGAGUUUGGGUCGCGCGGCGCAUGCGCAGUGGGCGCGGGUCUGGCGGCGUGCGCGCGGCGCCACGCGUGCCUGCCGGCGCGCUCCGUGUGCCUGUCGCGUCUGCAGGCCGCCUGCCCACAGCACAAGUGCGUGAACACCACAAGCUGUAACACUCAGCCUACAAACCCUGUUUGUGAUACCGACGGACAUACACAUUCUAAUCCUUGUCACCUCGUCAUGAGCGGAAGAAAACUGGCUUAUUGGGGACAAUGUUUAAGAGGCUGUUCUUCUACUGCCACAGUUUGUGGAGUAAACGGUGUGACUUACUCUUCUGAAUGUGCCGCAUGGGCCGAAUACGUCAGUGUUGAUUACAUUGGACCUUGCUAUGCGGUUGGACCUAUAUCUGACCUCAUGGAACCUAAGUGUCAAUUCGAUAGGAUCAUCUGUCCUCCGUUAAAGAAACCAGACUGUCUUGGUUUUACUGCACCAGGAGCUUGCUGUCCAAAAUGUGGAGGAGCAUUGAGAAUACUUUAUUCAAAGAAGCAAAUAGAUAGAGCUCUCUACGGUACAAACAUAUCUGCAACUGUGAUUAACUUACACAAUGUACUGUCAGCGCUCGAUAGACACAUCAAAGUAGCGGAGUGUGCUUUAAGAGGAUAUUUGACGAUUGAAAUGGAAAUAUUUGUCACCGUUGAAACAAUCCUAAAGAACCCGACUGAUCUACAGUUGCACGUGUGCGUUUUGGAAGCUGAAAAGUUGGCUGAUCUCAUCAAUCGAGAAAGUGCUUUAAUAACUAGUGAUUUAGGAUUAAGUGCGUUAUCAUACGCUUUGACAGUUCACACUACCCCGACACAAGGUGCAUCAAGUAUUAGUCUAUCUACUGCUGUCAUUUUUACGUAUAUUAGCGUUUUCUUUGUAAGAUAAAACGUUAUUAUUGUAUAUAAAGUUAUUUUGUUAAUAGUAUUUGUAAAUAAUGAACGUUAAACACCAAAUAUAUUAGUGUUAUCUAA
Messenger RNA from Melitaea cinxia (Glanville fritillary), 3209 nucleotides. RefSeq names its product reversion-inducing cysteine-rich protein with Kazal motifs (gene Reck). Gene Ontology annotation, molecular function: protein binding; metalloendopeptidase inhibitor activity. Gene Ontology annotation, biological process: extracellular matrix organization. The record is from RefSeq and is a predicted model, not a curated record. The coding region runs from base 271 to 3123 and encodes 950 amino acids. Lineage: Eukaryota; Metazoa; Arthropoda; Insecta; Lepidoptera; Nymphalidae. The transcript is spliced from 18 exons. Gene Ontology annotation, cellular component: plasma membrane.